This is a messenger RNA of Trichosurus vulpecula (common brushtail), 2118 nucleotides long. It is a transcript of the gene PHKG2, whose product is annotated as phosphorylase kinase catalytic subunit gamma 2. Gene Ontology annotation, biological process: glycogen biosynthetic process; protein phosphorylation. The record is from RefSeq and is a predicted model, not a curated record. NCBI's taxonomy places the organism in Eukaryota, Metazoa, Chordata, Mammalia, Diprotodontia, Phalangeridae. Gene Ontology annotation, molecular function: phosphorylase kinase activity; calmodulin binding; ATP binding. The transcript is spliced from 10 exons. The coding region runs from base 631 to 1803 and encodes 390 amino acids. Gene Ontology annotation, cellular component: phosphorylase kinase complex.
AGUGCGCCUGCGUGCCAACGGUCCCACUCUUCCCGCUACCGCGGUCCCCCCUUUUCCCCUUCCCUCCUCACCUUCCCAACCCCCCCCAUCCUUCCUCUCCCUUUUCCCUCCCCCCAACCCUUCCCUGGACUCCAGGCUUCUCUUUAGGGCACCUCCCCCAAGCUCAAGCCCUCAGUGUCUUCCCCGGUCCCCCCUUCUCCCUUCCCCUCCCUCUCUCCCUUCCCCUCCCUCUCUCCCUUCCCCUCCCUCUCCCCCUUCCCCUCCCUCUCCCCGACUCCCUCCCCCUCCCUCUCCCUCUCCUUCUCCCUCCUCCUUAAGACCCUGGCUCCUCAGCCGCUCGCUCGGCGCUUCAGGGACUCCCGAUGUGUGUCCCCCCAGUCUCAGCCCCGGAGCUCGGGCUGGUGGGCCUCACUGCCCUCCUUCCCCUCCCUUGCCGCCCUCCCCUCCGUGUCCUCGCAGGCUCCCCAGUCUUUCAAGAUGACUCUGGACGUGGGGCCGGAGGAUGAGCUCCCCGACUGGGCCGCAGCCAAGGAGUUCUACCAGAAGUACGACCCCAAGGAUGUCAUUGGCAGCAAUACUUAUAACAAGAAAUAUAAAGGGGAAAAGAAAGUUCAGCAAAACUAAACCAACAUGCCAGCCAAGUCCCACAUUCUGUACAAUGCCUGCCUCUGCAAACAAGGGGGAAGGGGCAUAAGUUCUGUGGUCAGGCGUUGUGUUCACCGUGCUACUGGACAGGAGUUUGCCGUGAAGAUCAUGGAGGUUACUGCUGAAAGGUUGAGUCCCGAGCAACUGGAGGAGGUGCGAGAAGCAACCCGAAGAGAAACCCAGAUCCUGCGCCAGGUUGCUGGCCACCCCCACAUCAUCACCCUCAUCGAUUCCUACGAGUCUUCUAGCUUCAUGUUCCUGGUGUUUGACCUGAUGCGGAAAGGAGAGCUGUUUGACUACCUCACAGAGAAGGUUGCUCUCACAGAGAAGGAGGCCAGGUCUAUCAUGCGGUCUCUGCUGGAGGCUGUGAAUUUUCUUCAUGACAACAACAUCGUACACCGUGACCUAAAGCCUGAGAAUAUUCUCCUAGAUGAUAACUUGCAGAUUCGACUUUCUGAUUUUGGUUUUUCCUGCCACUUGGAACCUGGCGAGAAACUUCGAGAAUUGUGUGGGACCCCAGGAUACUUGGCCCCAGAGAUUCUGAAGUGCUCCAUGGAUGAAACCCACCCUGGCUAUGGCAAGGAAGUUGACCUCUGGGCCUGUGGGGUAAUCCUGUUCACACUCCUGGCUGGCUCUCCCCCAUUCUGGCAUCGACGCCAGAUCCUAAUGCUAAGACUGAUCAUGGAGGGCCGAUACCAGUUCAGGUCACCAGAAUGGGAUGACCGAUCGGCAACUGUCAAAGACCUGAUCUCAAGGCUGCUCCAGGUGGAUCCUGAGGAAAGACUGACUGCAGAGCAGGCCCUGCAGCAUCCCUUCUUCCAGCGCUGUGAGGGUAGCCAGGCCUGGAGCCUUUCUCCCCUCCAGCGAUUCAGGGUAGCAGUAUGGACAGUGUUGGCUGCAGGCCGAGUAGCCUUGAGCACUCGCCGGGUAAGGCCCAUGAGCAAGGGAGCUCUUUUAGGAGACCCAUAUGGGCUUCGACCAGUGAGGCAACUCAUUGACAGUUGUGCCUUCCGCCUCUAUGGACACUGGGUAAAGAAGGGUGAGCAACAGAACAGGGCUGCCCUCUUCCAACACCGGCCUCCUGGCCCAUACUUGGGCUACAAUCCAGAAGAGGAGGGAGAUCCAACCAACGCUGAUGAUGAAUCUAUUGUUGCAUAGUUAAGACCUCCAUCCUGGGGCUCCCAGAAGUCUGCUUCCCAGCCCAAGAGCCUUGGGAAGUCCAGGUUUCCCAAUCUGAGGGCUUCAAUACACUCGGUCACCUUGGACUCUGGCCGAAGGCAUUCUUCCCUUCUCUUGUGCUCUCUGGUAAUGAUGCUACUGUAAAGGGGACCAGCUCUAUGCCCCCAUCCCUGUUGCUCAGGACUACAGGACUUGAAUGGAAGGAAAAGGGACCAGCUGAGGGUGAUAUUCACAUCUUUGCUGUUGCUGUCCAUUUUUCAUGUGAAAUAAAUCAUCCUGCACACUGGGAAACAA